Prunus armeniaca (apricot) is the source of this 753-nucleotide messenger RNA. NCBI's taxonomy places the organism in Eukaryota, Viridiplantae, Streptophyta, Magnoliopsida, Rosales, Rosaceae. The record is from the annotation of a GenBank genome assembly.
AUGGAUGGAAAUCGAAGAUAUGCUAAAAAGCGGAAGUUGAAGGAAGGGGAUGGACAUAGGGUUGGGUUUUUGGCUCUGAUGUCCAUGCUCAAGUAUUGUUAUGAGUUGGGAGUUAGAUAUGCGACUAUAUAUGCCUUUAGUAUUGAUAAUUUCAAAAGGGACCCUGAAGAAGUUCAAUCCUUGAUGGACCUGAUGCGGGAGAAAAUUGAAGGGUUAAUCAAGGAAGAAAGUAUAGUUAACCGAUAUGGAAUUAAGGUACACUUUAUAGGGAACCUAAAACUCUUGAGUGAACCUGUUAGGUUGGCAGCUGAGAGGGCUAUGGAGGCCACUGCCAACAACUCCAGAGGAGUUCUGUCAAUAUGUAUUGCCUACACUUCCACUGAUGAGAUUGUGCAUGCUGUUCAAGAAUCGUGCGAAGAAAAAUCAGAUGAAAUUAGUGUAAUGAAUGCAAGUGGAGCUGGGUAUGGUCUACUUCAACUUGGAGGGAAUGAAAAGGAAGAAAGGGAUAACAUUGUAAAAUUGACAGAUAUUGAAAAGCAUAUGUACAUGGCUGUUGCACCUGACCCUGAUAUUCUAAUCCGUACUUCUGGCGAGACCCGGUUGAGCAAUUUUCUUUUGUGGCAGAGUGCACACUGUUAUUUGUACUCUCCAUCUGUGCUCUGGCCAGAGAUUGGUUUCCGGCAUUUCGCUUGGGCGAUCUUGAGCUUUCAGCGUAGCUACUUUUAUCUGGACAGAAAAAGGAAACAGUCAUAA